Messenger RNA from Lasiodiplodia theobromae, 1059 nucleotides. RefSeq lists its product as uncharacterized. The record is from RefSeq and is a predicted model, not a curated record. Gene Ontology annotation, cellular component: Golgi apparatus. The transcript is spliced from 3 exons. Lineage: Eukaryota; Fungi; Ascomycota; Dothideomycetes; Botryosphaeriales; Botryosphaeriaceae. Bases 1 to 1059 code for a protein of 352 amino acids.
AUGCUCAGGCCACGGACAAAAUUAGAGUGGGCUUACUUUGGUGUUACGACGUCGCAAGCCAUUGUCGUCACCGCCCUGCAGCUCACUAUACUGUUCAACUAUCUUGACUGGACGCAUCCAUGGGCAUAUCAAGUGCCUAUUUCAUACACAUAUCCUAUUUCCAUUGCUGUGUUUGUCGGUGGUUGCGUGUAUCAGGCCAUUUUAACACUCGAUGCCUUCCGGAUCAAGAACAACAUCCAACUGUUUGCUCAAUGCGUCUGCAACAUAUCCCUCGCAAUCUCCUCUACCAUGCAGUAUUCACAACUUAUGCAUGCAGCUGAGCGAGUUGGCAAUGGCCGCGCUAGCUAUCCCGACGAGCCUUUUACCAAGGAUAGACCUUUCUGGACGCAAACAAAUCCACUCCUCAUUAUCUGCAUCAUCGUUUCCAUCGCCUGCACUAUUGCGAUGGUCUUCCUAGCGUACAAGCUCCACCAAGAGUUUGCAUGGGCACUGUACAAAGACAUCAGCGCAGACCUCAACAUCCGGAGCCGAUACUUUGCUUAUCAGGUCUACCUCGUGCUGAUCAAGCUCUCUUUCUUCUUCAUGUUCUGCUUCAUCAUCAUCUACGCAUUCGUCAACGUCCACUACGAGCAACCCGAAUUCUCCCUCACCAUCGCCGUCAUCCCCAUCUCGCUCAUCCAAGUGGGCCUCGCCGUCUACUACACCCGCAUGGAAGCCAAAAUCGGCAUGUGCGUGACUAUUGUCAUCUACUUCUGCGCAAUCGCCUACCUCAUCUCCCGCAUGAUCGUCCUGUGCGGCACCGGCCGCCGCUCCGCCUCCGUGCUGAAAGACGAGCAGCUGCUCUUCCUCGGCGUCGCCAUCGUAUUCCUCUUUGCCGCCGCCGGCGCCGCCGUCCAGUGCAUGUUCAACUUCAACAAGGGCCUCAAGCCCAUCCUGCUCGGCCAGACGCAGCGCAAGGGCCCGGCUCCGGUCACGGACGAGGAAAGCGAGUAUUACUUCCAGCGCCUGAAUUACGCCCCUAGCACCGUGGACUUGAACAGGAGAUUUGCUCUGGAUUGA